GCCUAAGACUGAACCUUGGGGUACACCCGAAGUGACUGGGAAUAGACGAGAGCAAAAUGAUUUAAGUUGAAUAAACUGGGAUUGGUCAAGAGUUGUGAUUGGAACCAAGCUACGGAUGUGUCAGAGAUGCCAAGAGAGGAAAGUCUGCUUAGAAGGGUGCAGGAGAGAUGAAAGGACUGAGCUCAGAAUGUUGAGAAGACCAGAGUCAGCUCCAAUUAGAAGUUCAUUAGUGAAUUUAAGUGAAAAUAGUUACACUGUCAGAUUUAUUGACUGUUUGUUUGUUUGUUGUUUGUCAUAUAGGCACACAAUACACAUACCAGAGCAGAAGCUCCUGAGCAACCCAUGUUAAAGAGGCCACCAUACUCCUACAUGGCCAUGAUCCAGUUUGCUAUCAAUAGCAGAAAGAACCGGAGGAUGACCCUCAAAGAGAUUUACAUGUGGAUUGAGGACAAUUUCCCUUACUAUAGAGAUGUGGCCAAACCAGGCUGGAAGAAUUCCAUCCGCUAUAACCUCUCUCUGCAUCACAUGUUCAUUCGUGAAAUGUCUCCAGAUGGUAAAAAGUCUUUCUGGACUAUCCGACCUGAAGCCAAUCGAUGCCUCACACUUGAUCAUGUGUGCAAGUUCUUCAGGAGCCAUCUUCAAAUCGCACUCAUCGCAGCAGUAAGCCAAGAAGGGACAAAAAACCCAGAAGCACCAAAAGAGGACACUUCCAGAUGCAAGAAAAACACCAACUAGCUCUGGUGA
This is a messenger RNA of Neolamprologus brichardi, 744 nucleotides long. The record is from RefSeq and is a predicted model, not a curated record. Lineage: Eukaryota; Metazoa; Chordata; Actinopteri; Cichliformes; Cichlidae.